Messenger RNA from Lethenteron reissneri (Far Eastern brook lamprey), 6035 nucleotides. RefSeq names its product sorting nexin 14 (gene SNX14). Gene Ontology annotation, biological process: autophagosome maturation. The record is from RefSeq and is a predicted model, not a curated record. NCBI's taxonomy places the organism in Eukaryota, Metazoa, Chordata, Hyperoartia, Petromyzontiformes, Petromyzontidae. Gene Ontology annotation, cellular component: late endosome. Gene Ontology annotation, molecular function: phosphatidylinositol binding.
AGCCUCCGCCGACGCCACCCGCCUACGUCAACCGAGGGACGCACGGGCAUUCGAUAACUUUAAACAACAACAACAACAACAAACAAACAUUCCCCAAACCUCGGUUCUCUUCCUCCGUGCGAUGGGGGUGACGCGCCCAUUGCCGAGCUCGCGUUGGACAUAACGAGGGAGGGAAGGAGGAAAGGCUCGUAAACUCAACCGGGGGACCCACCCCUUGCGGCCUUGUCUACCGCGCCGUGUUCGGUGCGCCAUGGAGCGGCAGCGCGUCUAUCCGAGGCUCGGCGUCCCCGCGGCGCUCGCGAGGCUGACGGCUCGCGUCUCGCUGUCCUGCGCGGCGCCGCUCGCUGCAGCGGCGAGGCAAUUCCCCGUGUCGUUCGCCACCCUGACGCUGCUUGCCACGCUCACUUUGCUACUCAACAGGUACCUGCACAUCUUCAUGGUGUUUUGGUCCUUCCUGGCGGGGCUGGCAACAUUUUACUAUGCGCUCAGCCCGGAGACUCUGGUCCCAAACCUGCUGUUUCUCAUAAGCAAGAAGCAGGAUGCGGAUGGAUCGUCUAGACCGAUUGGGUGUGCUGUUUGCGGCGACGUGAAAUGCAACAGGCAUAGGCCUACACUUUCGCUGGAAAGCAUGCAGCCCUGGCUCGACUUGAAGGUUCCUCAAAAGGUGGAUGCAUCCUUAGCAGAGUUGUUGGAGCUUGUGCUGAAGAAUUUCAUCUAUCCUUGGUACAGCGAUUUCACGGACGAUGAGGCUCUGGUGGACGAGCUACGCCUCACAAUGCGUUUUGCCGCCGCUGUGCUGCUCCGUCGAACCAAGAAGAUAGAUGUUCCCUCCCUCAUCACGGACAAGUUGCUCAAGGUGGCCAUGAAGCACAUUGAGAUCGUGGUGCGAGCCAAGCAGAAAGUGCGCAACACGGACGCCCUGCAGCAGGCAGCUCUGGAGGCGUAUGGGCCCGACCUGCACCUGGCCCUCCGCAGCCGGCGCUCCGAGCUGCGCUACCUGCGCACGCUGACCGAGAUGCUGCUUCCGCAGCUGAUCCCGCACAGCACGGCCGACACCAAGUCUCUGAUGCUGCUUGUGAGAGAGGUGGUGUCGGGCUCCGUGCUGCUGCCCUUGCUGGACCAGCUGGCCUCACCCGACUUUGUGAACUUCUUGAUUUUGCUCUUUUUGGAUGAAACCCCGAUGAUAGACUCGACGGAGCCAUCCUCACCCCUUGUGCCGUUUUUGGAAAAGUUUGUGCAGCCAAGGACAAAGUCCUUCACCGUGCUCAAGCUGGAGCUGAAGGAAAUUCGCAAGACCCAGGAGUUGCUCUUCCUCUUCAUGAAGUUCCUGAAGAGCCAGGCGGUCGUGCAUGUGCUGCAGUUCUGUCUCUCCGUGGAGGACUUCAACGACAAGCUAAUCCGGCCGGACCUGAGCGACACCGAGAUGCAGGAGUUGCACGCCGAGGUCUGCUGCCUGUACCGCACUUAUUGCUGCGACGGCAGCGUCGACAAGAUCAAGUUUGACCCUGCCGUGGUGGCGGGACUCGCUACAGUGGUGCACGGACCAUACGGCGACGUGGUGAGGCUGCAGAACACGCCGCACCUGUUCCAGGCGUACGAGCACGUGCUGGCGCUCUUGGAGAACGUGUUCACCCCCAUGUUCUGGCAGAGCGACGAGUAUUUCAGGUACAUGAUCGGAGAUGAGAACUUGAACUCCACCCAGGGAAAGAUGAUGAAAGGAAGCUUGUCCAUAGAGGAUGGCAGGCAGCUGAACCGGCGCGGCGGUGAGACCUUUGGAAUCGGCCGCAUCAGCAGCAAGUUCAAGCAUGUGUUCAAGAGCAAUACGCUGGAGGGAGGCCUGCCCGUCAUGGAGGACCCAGACGAGCUGGGCCUGCAGGUGGAGGAGGCGAACAUGGUGGAGGAGGACGACUUCCUGGAGGACGCGGCGGCGGCCGCGGCGAUGCUGGCACAGCAACAGCCGCCGGCGCCGCGCGAUCUCUCGUCGUGGCGUGUGUGCGCCGUCUCGCUGGACGUGGGCUUUGACGACGCCCGCAAGGAGAAGACCUUCCUCUUCCUCAUCGAGGUUCAGCGCCUGGACGGAAAGCCCGAUGAGCCCGGACACAAUCACUGGACUGUGAAGCGCAAAUACGACGAGUUCUACGCUCUGCAGACCAAGCUCACGGAAUUCCACGGAUCCUUCCCCGAUGCUCAGCUGCCUCCAAAGAAGGUGAUCGGCUCAAAGGGUUUCGAGUUUAUGGAGUCCAAGACUAAGGGCUUCGAGCUAUACCUGCAGAGCUUACUGCAGCACCCGACGCUCACACACAGCCAGCUCCUCGUCGACUUCCUGUCCCGUGACGGAGAGGCGCAGUUCUCCGACAAGACCUUCCCAGACGUCAAUAUCGGAAAAAUCUUCAAAGCGGUCCCUCGGCUGAUGAAAGAGAGAGGGCAGCACCUGGAGCCCUUCAUCCAGUCUUUUGUGGUCUCCUGCGAAGCACCCAAGCCCAAGCCCGGCAAGAACGAGAUCACCGUCCUCAGCCCGAGCCAGAAGUGCGAUGCGAAGAUCUUCAGCCCACUCUUCGGCGACAAUGCCAGCCGCGUUGACGGCUGUGACAAGAAGAGGGGCCCAAACUUCUUCGUGGAGGAGAGGACCGUGAGCGGAAUCUAUGACUACCUCUUGUUCGUGGGCCGAAUAGUGUUCAAGAUACCCGAUUGGUUGCACCAGCUGCUGAUGGGGGGGCGCAUCCUGCUGAAGCACACGCUGGAGGCCUACUGCGACCACUACCUGGCCUACAAGAUAGGCCAGCUGCUGCAGGAGCACCGGCUGGAGGAGCUCCUGCACCUGCUUAGAGACGUCCUGUUCUUUGACAAAGACCCUUCCCGCACUCCCGAAGAGCAGCGUCUCCGAGCCCAGCAGACAUUCCAGGGCAUGAUGGCCUACAUUCCAGACAUGCUGGUGAGGUGCAUCGGAGAGGACGCCCGGUACGAGGGAAUCAAGCUACUGUUUGAUGGGCUGCAGCAGCCUCUGCUCAACAAGCAGCUCACCUAUCUGUUGCUGGACAUCGUCGUGCUGGAACUCUUCCCAGAGAUCGACCAGAAGCUGAAGUGACUCGCCGCCGAUGUCAAUACCUGCCGUCCCGAGCACGAGUCCCACAGAUUGAUGCUGCCGCGGGUGUCGCAUUUCAAAGCUGCGAUGUCAGCCCCAAUAAACGCCUGGCAUCUGUAGGCUACCUCGUAAACACGGCUCAUAGCAUACGCCCGCUCAAACACGGCAGAAUUCCUUCCCGUGGAAAAGCAUUUCAUGGUGAAACAUAAUGCCCGCAUUUUAAUGGUUUGUUUGUUCCCGGCAAUCGCAAUGAUGUGGCUACCAUGAGCUGUCAUUACUCCAGUCUGGGUUCACAGCCUCUUAAAUUGCGUAGUUUUGGUGUGAGUGGCCAUACAUGCUUUUUAAACUAUUAAACGAAAUUUUUUAAAUACCAGGUAAGGCCCAUUGAAAAAUAUAGCUCCUUUUCAGAAGCAACCUGGCCACAAAUGAUAGCUCAAUGUAGUGGCUUAUGUGGAAAUUUAUAGCAGCCAAAUACUCUUAAACACAUGUUUCUAAAUGUGGAGGGAAAAACCAGAUGACCUGGAGAAUAAUUCAUGCGACCAUGGGGAGAACAUGCAGACUUCAAAUAUACAGGCAUCAGGGUCGGGAUUGAACCCACAACCUCCUGUUGUACCAGGCGAGAUAUUCAACAUCUAAACCACGAUGGCGCCCUUUGUAUUAGAUGUAUAAAUAAUUAUUAGUCAAUCAAGGUAGAUGCUUACAUUCCGGUUACAUGUCUCGAGUCGUGCAUUUCAUGGUCUAGUUUUUUUACGAUAUAUUUAAAUUAAGUGAAAAUAUAAUCUUUCGGCUAAUGGAACGAAUUAGACAACUUGAUAAAAGACAAGGCGGACAAUACGAGAUUGUACGAAUGAGAUUAAAAAAAAAGUUCUUGAAUCUAAUCACAACCCCAAAUUGUGAUAAUUCAUCGAAUGUUGGGUGGAUUGUAAUAUGCCUAAUAAUGAGAGCCCUUCAGCACCAUGGCACUGAAGUGGCUGAUUAGCACGGUUGGCUACGUACGGUGUGAAUAAAGUUUAACAGACACAUGUACAUACUACUUACAUCCAGAUGCUCUGAUGUCAAUGGUGAAGCAGCUCUGAAAACUAGUAUGUCCGGAACAUACAUUUAUCGCUGUUCGCUUAAAAGCAACGAAUUGUAAUCAGUGGCGCAGCUAUUGAGUAUGCAGGCUAUACAACUGCACUGGCACGCAUAGAGUCAGAGGGGCAUAGGCUUGCUGGGCUCUGAAGAAGAGGAGAGGGGGAUUUGACAGGGGUGGGUCCCCAUUUCAUUCCUUGCACCAGGGCCCAAGGCUAACCCAUGCUACGCCACUGAUAGUAAGUGUUCGGAUAAGAAUCGUCAUUAUUUAUGUUUGCUGUGGAUGUGCGAAGUAAAGCGUUGUAGUGCCUAAAUUGCUUUAUAAAUAUCGCUCAACAUGGUUCACUGUGGUACAAGACCACCUCAAAUGCUGGGCCAAUAUGUGGUCUCAAGACUUGAUAAAGUAUUUAAAAGAAUUACUUCAUUAAUUGAAUACAAGCAAAUAUCUUGAGCAUUUUUCUUUUUGCAUGACACUGAAUGUUUGUUUUAUUUUCGUGAUAUUGGAACACCGACAACUAGAAGCUUAAUCUUGAUUUGAAGCUUUCGUGACUGCAGGAAUCCAUACUCUUUGGUUCUUUCGGUAAAGUCACGAGCUUGUGUAUUACACUUGUGCAGUACGGAAUUACAAGUUAACAGUUUGACUCCCUUUAAUUCCUGAUGACGGGUAAACUCUACUGUUUUGAAGUUCAUUCUAGCAAUACUACAGAACCAUAUUCAAGGUUUGGUAACCACAACCUAAACUGUGGUUUUAUGGCACUUAUCAGUGGCUUAUGAAGCCAUUAAUGAGAUUCGGUGCAAUUUAAAUUCGAACACUUGACCACCGGGGCAAGUCUUUGCUGGAAAAAAACUUACUUUGGAUUGUUUCCUUGGUCAUACCUGCCUAUCCAACUCAGAGCACUCUUCUGCCUCUGAGUGCAGGCAAUUGGAUCACCACACUUGACCAAUGUACAUACAUUUAUAAGCUAAUGUUCACCCAGUUCGACAGAUAUAUGCUUAAUUCCAUUCUGUGUGUCUGCAUACAAAUUGAAAUAUUUUAAAGUCCAUCGGCCUUAGUGGCUUUACAGACCAAUUGUCGCACGGAAGGAACGGAGUUCUGCUUAUAUUUAAUUUUACCCGCAAUGCUUGAUAGCUAGGCAAAAAAGUUUAUAUUUACUUUCCGUACAGUUCCCCUAUAUUCCAAAAUAUUGCACUUCAAUUGUAGGACAUUGUACGUGCGUAUGAUCUGGUACAAGGCCCUCUUGCUACAUGAGAGCAUAAUGGUUAUUUUCCACAGCACUGUCAACAGUUGAAGAGUGUUGAUUUUUUUUGUCAGCGUAGUCUACUGCCACCUUGAAUUGGAUGAAGGACCUGAACAUCCAACUGUGACAUUCUGCUGACAGCCGCGUGCGGUCGACUGUGUAUUACCCGAGCCACAUGUCAGUCGAUAAGAACGUAGUCCGCAUGUGAAUCGUAGAGGCAAUAUGUGCUGCCAUACUGGGGCUGUGACGAUUGGUGCAAGAUUGCAUCGGUUUUCACCGUUGUGUUGUGUAGGAGCGGGUACAAACCAAAUACUCACAUUGGAGAGCUAAACUUAUCAUUUGUAUGCUGUCAAUGUGAGGUUUGUCAUUUGCGGAUUUCAAAACGCACUUGCGUGCAAAUGAACUGUCUUGCAUGAAUUACACAUCGGCAUGACAAUGCCUUUGAAUUGUAAAAAUCCGUGGAAAUUCACUUGAGUUUGAGAGUUUACCAAACAUUGUGAAAAUAAUUGCAUUUUGUAAGCAUUUCUUGGCAAUUCAUGUGGCGUGCACUUGCCUUAUCUGUAGGCCUACACUUUACAAUCUUUGGAUGUACUUCAGUUGUGUAAGAAUUGUAUAUUGGUAGCAUAAAUGUGAUUUAAAUAUGA